Molecule: messenger RNA, 2346 nt
Organism: Haemorhous mexicanus (house finch)
Lineage: Eukaryota; Metazoa; Chordata; Aves; Passeriformes; Fringillidae
Gene: ZDHHC4
Product: zinc finger DHHC-type palmitoyltransferase 4
Exons: 6
Coding region: 413-1444 (343 amino acids)
Biological process (GO): peptidyl-L-cysteine S-palmitoylation; protein targeting to membrane
Cellular component (GO): endoplasmic reticulum; Golgi apparatus
Molecular function (GO): protein-cysteine S-palmitoyltransferase activity
Source: RefSeq, a predicted model, not a curated record
UGUGCUCCAGGGAACAGGGACAGGAGCAGAGGGAACGGCCUCAGGCGAGCUCAGGGUGGGCACAGCAGGAAUUUCCCCAUGGAAAGGGUGCUCAGGCCUUGGCACUGCCCGGGGAGGGUUGGAGUGCCCAUCCCUGCAGGUGUCACCUGGAGGUGGCACUCAGAGCUCUGGGCUGGGGACGAGGUGGGCAUGGGGCACAGCUGGGACCCCAUGGGCUGGGAGGCUUUUUGCAGCCUUUUGGGAUUUGGGGAUUGUGUGUUUCUGCCCUCGCAGAGGUAGGUAAAGCACUGCCCUCAGCGCUGGGUGCUGCUGGCGGGGCUGCUCCAUCCCUGGGCUCGGGGAAUGCCCGGCUCUGCCGCAGGACUGGCACGCUGCGGUCCAACAGCCGCUCCUUCCCAUUGCAGGGCUCAGCAUGGACUUCCUGACGCUCUUCCUGGUGUACCUGUGCUCCGUGCUCGCCCUCGCUGCCCUGCUGUGCCUCUGCUCGGCAAGGAAGGAGAGCUUCCUCACCAGGAGCAUCACCAGGGCCAGCCAGGUGCUGUCACUGGUGAUCCCCAGGCAGCUGCAGAGGGUGGCACAGCAGGCACUGCACAGGCUCUUCCACACAAGGAGCUGUUUGUUUGUGGUCCUGCACGUGGCCCUGCAGGCUGCAGUGUUUGGGGAGUACACCUGGGAGGUGUUUGUGUACUGCUGGGAGCUGCAGUUCCACCUCCUCCUGCUGCUCCUGCCCUACCUGCUGCUGGCUGGCAACCUGGGCUGCUUCCUGCUCUGCUCCCGGGCCAACCCUGGUACAGUGACGAAAUCCAAUGCUGCAUCCCUGGCUAAGGUCUAUGCCUACGAUGGGGUGUUGUUCCAGAGAGGCCUCGUGUGUCCCACGUGCAGCGUGGAGAAACCAGCCAGGUCCAAGCACUGCAGUGUCUGCAGGACGUGUGUGCAUCGCUUUGACCACCACUGUGUGUGGGUGAACAACUGCAUCGGGGCUGGCAACGCGGGCCUGUUCCUGCUGUACCUGCUGUCCCUGACGGCCACCGCCGGCGCCGUGGCUGCUGUCACAGCUGCCUUCCUCAUCCAGGUGCUGCUGCUCUCCAACAUCAUGCACGGCACCUACCUGGAUGCCCAGGGACAGGAGCAGCCCGUGGAGAUCCCCCUCCUCGUUCAGCACCUUUUCUUGACUUUCCCUAGGAUUGUCUUCAUGCUGGGGUUUGUCAUCCUGCUCACACUGGUCCUGGGGGGAUAUUGCUCCUUCAGUCUGUAUUUGGCCCUCACCAACCAAACCACCAACGAAUGGUGCAAAUCCCGAAGAUCUGGGGGCUCCCCCCAUCUCCCCUCGCAGCCUCGUGACAGACCCCUCGUCUACAAAAACAUUUAUUCCAAAGGGAUCUGGAGGAAUUUAAAGGAAAUCUUUAACCCUCCUACCAUCUUGGAAAGGAAGAAGAAAACAUGAAGAUAUUCUUGUUUCUCUGGGUGUUUUUAAAUGUUUUCUAAGACUUUAUUUCAGCAGUGGGCUUGGCUGCCCCAGGCAGACUGUGGAACAAGAUUACUGCAGAAUUCACUUACUGGUGCCCCAGCAGAGCAUCAUUUGAACUCCCUCCCCCAGUGAGACCCAGGGCCAGCUCAGUCCUGGCCCCUGAACACAGGGGUUUGGGCCAUCUUCCCAAAGUGAAUCUUUCUCUCUGGGAAGGGCUAACACAGAGCUCCUGUGAAUUCUGAGGAAGCAGCAUCGUUUUGUAUCUUUCUUUGGGAAACAAUUAACCCAUGACUGUUAACAAUGACUACAACAGGUUGUGUGUAUUUAGCUGAAAGAAUGAUUUCUGGCAGGAUCUUACCUGCAGAAACUAUGUCCUACUGCAGCUUUGGAGCACUAACUUCAGGGAGGCAAUUAAAGUGUCCCUGUUCACCUCUCCUUCCAGAAAUUCUUCUGUUUGAGUAUAAUAGAAGAGAAAUUGGAAAAAAAAUGUAGUAAGAACUUUAAAUAAUUUUAUUUUUAAAAAUGUAUUUAUUUACAUGCCAAAUCUGUACAAUAUGCAAUUAAAAAUCCAUAUAUGGUUUAAAAAAACCAAAUUCCUAUACAAUAUGGCUUUCCAGCCCCCAGGCUGGCUCUCAGAGCAGCCUGGCUGGCAUUGCAGGGUACAAUGAUGCAUUCAUAGACCAGUACAUAAGGCUACUUGUGCAGGAUACCAAAGAAAAGAGAAAUACUGCAGUACCGUGCCUUGGGAGGCCUGAAGGAGUGAGGUUAAAGGCAUGAGAGUGUUUCAGUGGUGCUCAACACACACCACAACUCCUUAGGUUUGGUUUUCUCAACUUGUUUUAAAUGCAUAUAUUUAAAUAAUCCCGUGUGAGACCCCA